This is a messenger RNA of Apis florea (little honeybee), 905 nucleotides long. RefSeq lists its product as uncharacterized. Gene Ontology annotation, biological process: chitin-based cuticle development. Lineage: Eukaryota; Metazoa; Arthropoda; Insecta; Hymenoptera; Apidae. The record is from RefSeq and is a predicted model, not a curated record. Gene Ontology annotation, molecular function: structural constituent of chitin-based larval cuticle. Gene Ontology annotation, cellular component: chitin-based extracellular matrix.
UCCCCUCUUCGGGCCCGUAUAAAAGUCCGAAUGUGUCGAUCCAGCCGACACAACUGUGAAAGAUCGUCGGUGAAAGACGUUCUCCUUUGCGACAUCUACCUCUCGGUCGCCGCGAAAUUCAACCAUGUUGCUCCACCUGGCCACGCUACUAUUAGUAGCUUGUACAGCGGGGGUAUAUUCGAAGCCAGCACCGGAACCGCCCAGCUCCUACUUCCCCCCAUCGAAUGGAGGCAGUUUGUCGUCCGGUAAUUACGGUCCCCCCUCGCUUCCAGAUCGGUACGGGCCGCCCCAGCAACAGCCCGUCGUCCACAAACACGUUUACGUCCACGUGCCGCCUCCAGAAGCUCCGGAGUACAAACCGCCGAAAUACAUACCGCCCGCGGCACCACCGCAGAAACAUUACAAGAUCGUGUUCAUAAAGGCGCCGACUCCACCAACGCCAACGGCACCGGCUCUGCCGCCAUUGCCGCCCCAAGACGAGGAGAAGACUUUGAUCUACGUUCUUGUGAAGAAGCCGGAGGAAGCGCCAGAAGUGGUUCUUCCCACUCAAGCGCCAACGCAGCCUAGCAAGCCGGAAGUCUACUUCAUUCGAUACAAGACACAGAAAGAAUCUCAAAACGUGGAGUAUGGACCUCCAGCACAAUCGCCCCCUUCGGAUAAUUACGGAGCUCCACCAUCAAGCCCUGGCGGACCUUAUUAAAUAAUUUUAUUAGGAAUGGUCUACGAAUCUUUUAUGAAACAAAUAUUAUGAAACACGCGAAUUAGAGAAAUACUUUUUCACUCUGAAAUUUUCAGUAAUUUAAUCGUCAAAAGAGUACAAUUAUAAAAUUUUUAUAGAGUUUUCAAUUAAAUUUAAACGAUUUGCUCAUCUUUGCAAAUAUCUGCAUGUUAAAGAGAUUUUUCGA